AUGCCUUCUCAUACACACACCGCCAUCUUGGCUCUGGCACUAUCGAGUGCUUCGCUAUUUGUCUCCCCGGUUGGAGCUCACCCUGUUGAGUUACAGGCUAGGACUCCCGCAACUGAAGAGCAGUCCGUUGGGCUUUUAGUCCUUGGAGGCGGUUGCCCUCAAAAGAGAGAUGUUGGAGCCACUGAUCAGGUUUCCGGCGGAGGCUGCGAUGAUGACGACGAUGGCUCCGGCAGUUCUGAUGAUAAUGAUGGAUGUGUAAGCGAUGGAUGUGAUGAUAACAGCUCUGGUAACAACGGCUCUGGAGAUAAUGGUUCUGGAAGCAACAACGGCUCUGGAAGCAACGGCUCUGGAACUAAUACUGGUUCUGGUAACGAUGGUUCAGGAAACAACAACGGCUCUGGAAGCAACGGCUCUGGAACUAAUACUGGUUCUGGAAACGAUGGUUCUGGAAGCAACGGCUCUGGAAGCAACGGCUCUGGAAGCAACGGCUCUGGAAGCAAUGGCUCUGGAAGCAACGGCUCUGGAAGCAAUGGCUCUGGAAGCAACGGUUCUGGAAGCAACGGCUCUGGAACUAACACUGGUUCUGGAACUAAUACUGGUUCUGGAAACGAUGGUUCUGGAAGCAACGGCUCUGGAACUAAUACUGGUUCUGGAAACGAUGGUUCUGGGAACAAUAACGGUUCUGGAGACAACAAUGGCUCUGGAACCAAUAAUGGUUCUGGAAACGAUGGUUCUGGAAGCAACGGCUCUGGAACCAAUAAUGGUUCUGGAAACGAUGGUUCUGGAAACAACAACGGCUCUGGAAGCAACGGCUCUGGAGGCAAUAACAAUUCUGGAAGCAGUAGUGGUUCUGGAAACGAUGGUUCUGGCAACAACAACGGCUCUGGAAGCAACGGCUCUGGAAACAACAACGGCUCUGGAAGCAACGGUUCUGGAGGCAGCAAUGGUUCUGGAGGCAGUGGAAGCAGUGGCAGCAACAAUAAUGGUAAGAGCACCGGCGCUAAUAACACUGGCUCAGGCACAAGCCUGGUUAUUACGGUCACCCCAACAGAGGACGAAAGCAGCGGCAGUGGUGGUACAGGCACAAGCUCAACAUCUAGCAUCUCGCUAGCUAUUUCUAGCAACGGGGUGUCGGGCUAUGCCAAUAGCAAAACAUCUUCCUCUUCCUCCUCUUCUUCUUCUUCUUCGAAAGGUAAGAAGCCCGACGAGAUCGAUACCGACGACAGCAGCGGCGACAACAAUGGAAGCACCAACACGGGUAGCGGCUCCAGCAUCUACAUCAACGAGACAAGCAGCAACAACAACAGCUCCACUUCAAGCAAAGACGAUGACAAGGAUAACGACAAAGAUAAAGAUGAUGAUAGCAAAAGCUCAGACCCUGUGAGCUCGUUGCUCUCGAGUGUUUCGGGCUUGCUGGGUGGGCUUCUCAGGCGCUAG
Molecule: messenger RNA, 1437 nt
Organism: Aspergillus eucalypticola CBS 122712
Lineage: Eukaryota; Fungi; Ascomycota; Eurotiomycetes; Eurotiales; Aspergillaceae
Exons: 3
Coding region: 1-1437 (478 amino acids)
Source: RefSeq, a predicted model, not a curated record